Messenger RNA from Caenorhabditis sp. 36 PRJEB53466, 1062 nucleotides. The record is from the annotation of a GenBank genome assembly. Lineage: Eukaryota; Metazoa; Nematoda; Chromadorea; Rhabditida; Rhabditidae.
AUGAAUCAGGAAAGCACCUUGUCUUUCUUCCGAGCUAAGCUUGAGAACGACCCCAAUAAGUCUACAAGUUUGGCAACAGUGGAAACAUUGAUGGAAGUUUUGGAUCGGAGUCGUGGUUUGUUCAUCAUUUUUCAUGCAUAGUGAACAAGUUUUAAAAACGAUUCAGCUACAACUGUCGCUGAGUUUCAAAACGAGCAAAAAGACGUGGUUGCCGCCCUUGAGAAGACCGACUACAGCUCAACGUCGAUCCGAAGCGCCGCCGACAUGUUCACGCGGUUCACUUCCCUUGCUCCAGCAGCCCUUCUAGAUCAGGAAGACUUCUCGCGAGUGCUCGAGCUCUACCGCCAACGUGCCCGUCAGUUUUACGGGAGUGUCAAAGGAGCUCGUGUCAAAAUCGCCACACAUACGAAACUGUUGUUCUCAGACAAUAUGGUAAGUGGAAAAUAAUAUUCAAGAUUGAUUCAUUCUGUUUCAGAACAUUCUAACGCAUUCCUUCAGUAAAGUCGUUCUCGCCUCAAUUCUGAGUGCUCAUAAAAGUGGAUGUCCUCUGACCGUUUACGUCACUGAAUCGCAGCCAGACGAGUCUGGAAAACAUAUGUGCCAGGAGCUGGCAAAGCACGGUAUUCCGACGGUUCUUGUCCUCGACAGUUGUGUUGGCUACAUCAUGGAACGUAUGCAAGCUGUCAUUAUCGGCGCGGAAGGAGUAAUGGAGACGGGCGGAAUCAUAAACAAAGUGCUGAAUAGAGCUUUCUAUGCCUUUUUUCUAAUCUUUCCCUGUUCUAGAUCGGGACUGUUAACGUGUGCGUCCUCGCGAAAUCCCGCAAUGUUCCUGUCUACGUGUGCGCCGAACUUUUAAAAUUUGUCAGAGAAUUUCCAUUUAAUCAAGCCGACAUUCCAAACGAAUUCAAGUACCGAACAUCUAAGAUUGAGAAAAACAAUUUGGCGAUGGAGCACCCAGAUGUCGAUUAUACAGCUCCCGAGUUCCUCACUCUCAUCGUCACCGACUUCGGAGCAAUGAAGCCGGAUGCCGUCGGAGAAGAGCUUCUCAAGAUCUACAUAUGA